Molecule: messenger RNA, 2759 nt
Organism: Silurus meridionalis
Lineage: Eukaryota; Metazoa; Chordata; Actinopteri; Siluriformes; Siluridae
Product: rab11 family-interacting protein 2
Exons: 7
Coding region: 360-1775 (471 amino acids)
Biological process (GO): regulated exocytosis
Cellular component (GO): endosome; phagocytic cup
Molecular function (GO): small GTPase binding
Source: RefSeq, a predicted model, not a curated record
GCUUGAAUGAAUAUGGGUGGGGAAUGAUAACGCCUUGUGUUUCGGGCUGUCUGAAAAUUUGGCUGUAAGUUGAAUUGUUGUGGGACAAAUAAAAACCAUUCAGCGGUGUGGAAAAAGACGAGUUUGGAGUGUUUAAAGGAAGGAACGGACGUGAUGCCGAUUGUCAAGUCUUUUCCAAGCCUGGAAAAAUGAUCUAAAGGCAGGUACUUUGCAUUCCUGGGAGCUCCAUGGAGGUUGAGAUGCUUGUGAUGCCAUGGCCUCCUAAGCAUGAUCCACCCCUGAUCACACCAUGAACCUGUGACCAUUGAGGUAUUUGACAGUAUUUAGUUCUGAACACCAUUAAGUCCCCAUCCAUCACAAUGUCACUGGGCGAGCAGUCGCAGAAAUGGUUCCCCACACACGUCCAAGUCACGGUCCUUCAAGCCUCAGAACUCCAGGCGAAGGGCAAGAGCGGCACAAACGAUGCCUACACGAUCAUCCAGCUCGGGAAGGAGAAAUACUCUACUUCGGUGGCAGAGAAGACGCUGAGUCCCAUGUGGAGAGAGGAGGCUUCGUUUGAGCUGCCGGGGCUGCUGGUGGAGGGCAACCCUGAGGUUUAUGAGCUGUGUCUCAUAGUCAUGCACAGGUCUCUGGUCGGGAUGGACAAGUUCUUGGGCCAGAAAUGUAUCAACCUGAACGAGGUGUUUGACAACAAGGAAAGAAAGAAGAUCAACUGGUUCACCCUGGAUUCUCGUCCUGGCAAAAAGAAAAAAGAGCGAGGAAAGAUCCAGGUGAGCAUCCAGUUCAUGAGGAACAACAUGACAGCCAGCAUGUUCGAUCUGUCCAUGCGAGACAAGCCGCGCUCGCCGUUCUCCAAACUCAAGGACAAGAUGAAGGGUCGUAAGCAUGACUCGGACGCCUCGUCUGCCAUCUUGCCUCGUUCGGCGCAGUGCGAUGCCGAAUCCCAGCUUCCUCAGCGGGUCUCGGGCCAGAAACCUCCUCACACGACUGCUACACUGGAGCCCAAACCCAAACGCUCGCUCCUCACCGGGACUCAGAAACUUUCAGCUGCUCAUUCCAUGUCCGAUCUAGUAGGAACGCACUUCAGGCCCAAGACGGAUUCUGUAAACUCGAUGGAGGACACUGGUGGCGUUGCUCCCCACCGCCGCUCUCAGAGCGAGAUGCCUGGUUACCAGGAUGGCGAGACAGGGGGCGACCCAUUCCCGGAGAUGCCGCCGAAAUUCGCCACGCUCCCACGCAACCGCAACCCCUUUGAGUCGGACCAGGGGCAGAUGUGGGACAAAAAGGAAAAGAAGGAGAAGGUGAGCUUACUGGAGCGCGUGACUGGGAAGAAGGAAGGGAAGAAGACGAGCAACGGAGGGCGAGCAGGAAGUUCAGGGGACCUUCGCUCUCCAAAUCCAUUCACCACUGAAAGCGAUACCAACCCCUUCCUGCCACAUCACAUGCCCAGCGAUCCUGCCAAAAAACCUGUGAGCAGUGAAGACUUGAGUAAGAAAAACGUUUCCCCGGAGAAAAAACAAGGAAAGAAGACCACGAGAGAGUCUGGGGCCGAACAGCUCCAGAGCAGCAUGGCGGCUUACAGCAGCCUCUCGUUCGAGGAGGUUGUGCAGGAGCUGGUCAAGCAGAAGGAGGUGGUGAAGAAGAAGGACGCACACAUCCGUGAACUGGAGGACUACAUCGACAACCUGCUGGUCCGAGUCAUGGAGGAGACGCCGAGCAUCCUGAGGACGCCGUACGAGCCCAAGAGGAAAGCAGGCAAGAUCUCUAAGAAGUAGACGUCGAACUCGGAGCGGUAUCAUUUAUAAACGGUACAGGUGGCGUUACACAAAAAAGUGACGAGACGCGAUUCUGAUCAGCGAUGAUCUCGCAAUCGCGCGUCACUCUUACGUUUACAUGUUGAUGAGAAUUCCAUGAUUCGAGAUUGUAUGACCUUUUAAAAACUGGUGACCGAACGAAGGACUUUUGUGCCAAUGCCUAACACUGGCUUAGAGCUUUUUAUUGGGUCUCUUGUUUAUACAAUGAUCUUUGUAAAGACGUCCGGUCGUUUCUGUGGCGGUGUGGGAAAACCUGUCGAACGUCACAGUAGCCAAAAAAUACAAGAAAAAAAUAAUCGGUUUUGGUCAAAAAUCUGUUUUUAAUUUACUUUUUAAGCUUGUUAAUGAUUUUUGUGAUGAUUCUGUUUCAAAAAAAAAAAACACACACAAAAGGGUACAAACAGUCGCUAGCUAAAACCUUACUAGCUAAGUGUGAGACAGGUCAUAGAGGGAAUGUCGGGCUUCGAUCGAGUUGUUUGCUACAUUUUGGACAGUUGAUUAACGUCUGGCAAGAUGUCCCCGAUGCUCCUGUUCUGCAGCUGGGAUCUAAUAUUUAAAUAUAAUUUACUCCCUUUUCACAUUUGGUCGUGUGUGUAUGUGUAUGUGUAUGUGUGUGUGUGUGUGUGUGUGUGUGUGUGUGUGUGUGUAUAUACAUACAUACACAUACACACACACACACACACACAUUUAUCCAUAUGAAGAAUUUGCCCAGGCUGCCACACAUAUAUCUUAUUCUAUAAAAGAAUGUGUUAAAAAAGACCAACAUUGCGUUCUCACCGAAACCGACUGUGACGGGCUGAUUUUACACAGCAUGAAUAUUUAAUACAUUAAAACAAACGUUUUGGGAUUUUUUUUUUUUUUUCAUUUCUUUUUUUUGUUUUUUAUGCACUUCUCUUCAGCCUUUUGCUUUAUGAAUCACCUUCAUACUAAACAUUCCUGUUCCCA